Phragmites australis (common reed) is the source of this 1617-nucleotide messenger RNA. RefSeq names its product alcohol dehydrogenase 1-like. Gene Ontology annotation, molecular function: S-(hydroxymethyl)glutathione dehydrogenase [NAD(P)+] activity; zinc ion binding. Gene Ontology annotation, biological process: formaldehyde catabolic process. The record is from RefSeq and is a predicted model, not a curated record. Gene Ontology annotation, cellular component: cytosol. The transcript has 10 exons. Lineage: Eukaryota; Viridiplantae; Streptophyta; Magnoliopsida; Poales; Poaceae. Bases 253 to 1392 code for a protein of 379 amino acids.
GACAGAUGGAUGCCCGAGCCCCGGUUUGGGUUCCACGCCGCGUCCGUGGUUUGCUGCCCACGAAGGCGGAGGUGGCGAAACCGCACUCUCUCUCCUCCUUCCCGUUCCUCAAGCACCUGGCCGGAGCUAUAUAUAGACGGGCUCUCCCCUCCUGGCUCCUUACAGAUUUGGCUUGGAUUGGGUUGAUUUGAUCGGUGGUGAGGUUCUUGGAGCUGUUUGAUUUGGUAUUCCUUUUGCGGAUUUGGGGAAGCAAUGGCGACCGCGGGGCAGGUGAUCAAGUGCAAAGCCGCGGUGUCAUGGGAGGCCGGAAAGCCGUUGUCGAUCGAGGAGGUGGAGGUGGCGCCGCCGCAGGCCAUGGAGGUGCGCAUCAAGAUCCUCUUCACCUCCCUCUGCCACACCGACGUCUUCUUCUGGGAGGCCAAGGGGCAGACUCCCGUGUUCCCUCGGAUCUUCGGUCAUGAAGCUGGAGGCAUUGUGGAGAGUGUUGGAGAGGGUGUGACUGACGUUGCCCCUGGUGACCAUGUCCUCCCUGUGUUCACUGGGGAGUGCAAGGAGUGCGCCCAUUGCAAGUCAGCAGAGAGCAACAUGUGUGAUCUGCUCAGGAUCAACACUGAUCGGGGUGUCAUGAUUGGCGAUGGGAAAUCGCGGUUUUCCAUCAAUGGGAAGCCUAUUUACCAUUUUGUUGGUACUUCCACUUUCAGCGAAUACACUGUCAUGCAUGUUGGUUGUGUGGCAAAGAUCAACCCUGAGGCGCCACUUGAUAAAGUCUGUAUUCUUAGCUGUGGUAUUUCUACUGGUCUUGGUGCAUCGAUCAAUGUUGCAAAACCACCAAAGGGUUCAACAGUGGCUAUAUUCGGUCUAGGAGCUGUUGGCCUUGCUGCUGCAGAAGGUGCAAGGAUAGCAGGAGCAUCUAGGAUCAUUGGUGUUGACCUGAACCCCAACAGAUUUGAAGAAGCUAAAAAAUUCGGUUGCACUGAAUUUGUGAACCCAAAAGACCACAACAAGCCAGUGCAGGAGGUACUUGCUGAGAUGACCAAUGGUGGGGUUGACCGCAGUGUUGAAUGCACCGGCAAUAUCAAUGCUAUGAUCCAAGCAUUUGAAUGUGUUCACGAUGGCUGGGGUGUUGCUGUGCUGGUGGGUGUGCCACACAAGGAUGCUGAAUUCAAGACUCACCCAAUGAACUUCCUGAACGAGAGGACUCUGAAGGGAACCUUCUUUGGCAACUUCAAACCGCGCACCGAUCUGCCCAAUGUUGUGGAGCUGUACAUGAAGAAGGAGCUGGAGCUCGAGAAGUUCAUCACGCACACCAUCUCGUUCGCGGAGAUCAACAAGGCGUUCGACCUGAUGGCGAAGGGGGAGGGCAUCCGCUGCAUCAUCCGUAUGGAUAACUAGAUUUCGUUGUCUGGUUUCUGGUCUGAGUAAUAAGGUGGCAGCUUGAGGCUGCCCUGCCGAUGAGGCAGACACACGUUGAUGAUGAACCACGCUUCUGUGUAUCACGUCCGGUUUGGCAUUGUCAAUCAGUAGAGGAGCUUCCAAUGUCUGUAAUUACCUACCGGCAUGAGAGUCUUAUGGACACCAUCUUUUGGCGUAAUAUAUGGUACUGUUCUAUGAGUUUCA